This is a messenger RNA of Oncorhynchus keta (chum salmon), 2829 nucleotides long. RefSeq names its product high affinity choline transporter 1-like. Gene Ontology annotation, molecular function: choline:sodium symporter activity. The transcript is spliced from 9 exons. Gene Ontology annotation, biological process: neuromuscular synaptic transmission; synaptic transmission, cholinergic; choline transport. The record is from RefSeq and is a predicted model, not a curated record. NCBI's taxonomy places the organism in Eukaryota, Metazoa, Chordata, Actinopteri, Salmoniformes, Salmonidae. Gene Ontology annotation, cellular component: plasma membrane; dendrite; synapse. The coding region runs from base 401 to 2233 and encodes 610 amino acids.
UAUUUUAUAUAUCUCUCUCUCUUCCUCUCUCUCAUACACUUGCGUACACCACUAGCAGCGGUAGGAAAAACCCAGUGACGUUUUUCGUGCUCAUUAUUCUCAUCAAAAAAGAUGUUCACUUUUCUCUCUCGCGUGAACACCGGACGUCUGACGCCACCUGGGUCUCUUAUAAAAGUCACCGGGGGGACGAUCUCAGCACGUAGCUCUUAGUCGAUCAUUACUUAGUUUUCAAGCAGGGUACCGGAGGAUAACGCACUGGCCAGUGUCUAUCUGUACAUCCGUUCGUUGAGAAGCGGCUUUCACCUCAAGUGUCCGGUAGAACCAAGAGACAUUUCAGGUCUCAAUGCCACGCGGUUUCUAGCGGAGACACGCGGCUCAACUCGAGCUAAAACAAGACAAGAUGACCGGUAUCCACGUGGAGGGACUGGCGGCGAUCGCCCUCUUCUACGUUCUGAUCCUUGCGGUGGGGAUCUGGGCAGCGUGGAAGAACAAACACGCCGGGGAGGCGGAGGGCACAGACCGCAGUGAAACCAUCAUGGUCGGUGGAAGGGACAUUGGUUUAUUUGUUGGUGGUUUCACAAUGACCGCGACCUGGGUUGGUGGCGGAUACAUAAACGGAACGGCGGAGUACGUCUAUCUUCCUGGGUACGGCUUGGCUUGGGCACAAGCGCCUUUUGGAUAUGCGCUAAGUCUCGUCGUAGGGGGUCUGUUCUUCGCCAAGCCCAUGCGCUCCAGAGGUUAUGUCACCAUGCUGGAUCCUUUCCAGCAGAAGUACGGGAAGAGGAUGGGUGGUCUGCUCUUCAUACCUGCUCUAAUGGGAGAGAUCUUCUGGUCGGCGGCCAUUUUAUCUGCUCUGGGAGCCACGCUGAGUGUGAUCAUAGACAUAAACAUCAAGAUGUCUGUGGUGAUCUCUGCCUGUAUUGCGAUCUUCUACACGUUAGUCGGAGGUCUGUAUUCGGUAGCCUACACCGACGUGGUGCAACUCUUCUGUAUCUUCCUGGGACUGGUGAGACACUCGGCCCGGACCACUUAUUUCACUGGUUUCUGGUUGAUGGACUCUGCCUCUGUGUCAGGACUGGGUUUCAGUGGUUCUCUGAAGGACUGGUGUCUGGAUCAAGACUGGUUCUGGAAGGAGAUCUGCUUCUGGAAGGGAAACAUCAAGACAGAAGACACCUGGGUCUGGAUAGACAACUUCUGUCUGCUGAUGUUGGGGGGGAUUCCCUGGCAGGUAUAUUUUCAACGGGUUCUCUCUGCCUCUUCAGCUACGUACGCCCAGGUGCUCUCGUUCAUCGCCGCUGCAGGGUGCCUGGUCAUGGCCGUGCCCUCAGUAAUGAUCGGGGCUAUAGGGGCCUCCACAGACUGGAACCAGACUGCGUAUGGACCUGUACCUCCCAAGGAGAGGGACCAGGCAGACAUGAUAUUACCCAUAGUCCUCCAGUACCUCUGUCCUCCCUUCGUCUCCUUCUUCGGCCUGGGGGCGGUCUCUGCUGCCGUGAUGUCAUCCGCCGACUCCUCCAUCCUAUCAGCUAGCUCCAUGUUCGCUCGGAACAUCUACCAGCUGGCUUUCCGCCAAUCGGCUUCGGACACCGAGAUCGUGUGGGUGAUGCGUGUCACCAUCUUUGUGUUCGGCGGCCUGGCCACGGCGAUGGCGUUGCUAACGGGGACGGUGUACGGCCUGUGGUACCUGAGCUCCGACCUGGUCUACGUUAUCAUCUUCCCUCAGCUCAUCUCCGUUCUCUUCGUCAAGGGGACCAACACGUACGGCUCCGUCGCCGCUUACGUCUUCGGUCUGAUCCUGCGGAUCGGAGGAGGGGAACCCUACCUCUCACUACCCCCCUUCAUCUACUACCCCGGCUGGCAGAUAGAGGACCGGAUCCAUCAUCUGACUGGAGAGGUGGAACACAUCGUGGUGCAGAAGUUCCCGUUUAAGACCGUCUCCAUGUUGGCCUCCUUCCUGGGCAACGUGGCUUUCUCCUACCUGGCCAAGUAUCUGUUUGAGAGCGGCAAGUUGUUGCCCAAGUAUGACUUCCUGGACGCGGUGUUGGCCCAGCACAGCAUCGAGAACAUGGACAAGACCACGUUGGUCAACCGUAACACCAUCGCGCUGUCUGAGAUGGCGACUGUCAAACCACGACUCAGCGUUCAACUGGCGGCGACGUUCACUCGCAGAGACACUCUGGCUGAGGAGGACUCGAGUCCCGAAGACAGCCCCAACCACGAGACCCUGGACUAAACCCCGGAUCUUGAACCCGGAACGUAAAGAGACUAAAGAGAGGACUGACAUGACAAAGACUGAAAUACACAUUUUGACUCGUUUGAUUUUUAACCACUUUGAUUUGAUCCCCAUCACGGCCAGGUGAGUUAUGGAGAUGGAACAGAAUAGAGCAUAGAGAUAAUGCCAUCUAUUGGGGCGGCAGGGUAGCCUAGUGCUUAAAGCGAUGGACUAGUAAACGAAAGGUUGCAAGAUCGGAUCCCCCGAGCUGAUAAGGUAAAAAAAUAUGUUGUUCUGCCCCUGAACCAGGCAGUUAAACCCACUGUUCCUAGGCCAUCAUUGUAAAUAACAAUUUGUUCUUAAGCAGACUUGCCUCGUUAAAUAAAGGUUAAAAUAAGAGGACAUUAUGAAGAUGGAACAGAAUAAAUGGCACGGAGAUAAGAGGACAUCAUGAAGAUGGAACAGAAUAAAUGGCACGGAGAUAAGAGGACAUUAUGAAGAUAGAACAGAAUAAAUGGCACGGAGAUAAGAGGACAUUAUGAAGAUGGAACAGAAUAAAUGGCACGGAGAUAAGAGGACAUCAUGAAGAUGGAACAGAAUAAAUGGCACGGAGAUAA